UUAGUCAUUCAAAGACCCCACCCUUUUUCUUGACAAAGAAAAUCCAUGGAUUCCGACCUUGGAAGAACAGUGGAUUGCAAUAAGAAAGACAAUUGAAUUAUUACCGAAACGUAAAAGAUUCUCUACAGCGACGGAAAAGCAAGAAAGCAGCAGAUAGUAAAAUCCAGAUGGGCACGGCAAGUCAGUGGGGAAAAGGAAAAGGAAAAAAGAAACCAUUUCUUUUUCUCUCUCUAGUCUAGAGAGAGAAAGCUAGAGAGAGAGAGAUGAUAAAGGUGGAGCAAAGUGGAGAAAGGACAGCACAAAAGGGAGAGAAUUUCGGGGAAAAGUUGAGGAGAGUGGGGAAGAGAGCGGGGCAAACCACUCCAGUUGCUUCCUUUUUCAGAUACCCUCAAGAAUUACAUCUCUCUGCUGCAUCGGCAGCGGCGGCGGCGGCGGCAGCUCCUCGUAGUGGCGGUGAAGAAUUGCGAGAGAAUUGUAGUGUUGAUUUUAGAGACGCCCCUUUUCGAAAUCCCUGUUUUUCUGCGAGGAAACUUGCUGCCGCACUUUGGGAACUCCAUCACUACCACCAGGUGUUUGAUAAAAUGCACCACCGAGGCGCCGGUGUCCCUCCUCCCAGGCUCCGCCGCCUCAACCACCACCAGAUUUCUAUGGACAAGAAUGGCGGCCAUGAACCCCUUGAUCCUUCCCCUAGUUCACCGGACCUGGCGGGAAGUUGUAGCACUUUGAGGAGGCAAGUCGUUGCUUCGUUAAUGCAACAUCAUCAUCUGUCGUCGGCUGAGAGGACAAAUCAUGCUAUGCAACCGGUCUCGCCUGCAAGUUACGGCAGUUCAAUGGAGAUUGCAGCGUAUAAUCCAGCACUUACUCCUACGAGCUCCGUAGAAUUAAAAGGUAGAGGUGGUAGCUUACGAACAUCAACCGAACUCCUCAAAGUACUAAAUCGCAUAUGGACCCUCGAAGAGCAGCACAUUUCCAACAUGUCCCUCGUCAAAACCCUAAAGAAGGAUCUAGAACAUUCCCGCUCCCAGAUCAAAGCAUUAACAAGAGAGCAGCAAAUCGAACGCCACGAAAUGAACGAGCUGAUCAAGCAGAUCAAGGAGGACAAGAUCGUAAUUAAGAAGAACAAGGAUCAAGAAAGAAUCGAAGCCACCAUUCAAUCCAUGCGCGGCGAAUUGGAAGACGAGCGGAAGCUGAGGAAGCGAUCCGAGAGCCUCCACAGAAAGUUGGCGCGCGAGAUCCAAGGUACGAAGAGUAUCCUCGCGGAAGUUUCGAAAGAUUUGGAGAAGGAGAGAUGCUCGAGGAAUCUUUUGGAGGAUCUUUGCGACGAGUUCGCUUUGGGAAUAAGGGAUUACGACAAGCAAGUUCACUCCCUCGCGCAAAAAUCGGACAUGGACUACAGCGAUCGGUUGAUUCUGCAUGUGUCGGAAUCUUGGCUCGAUGAACGCAUGCAGCUGAAUUCUCAAGCGGGGCCCACUUUUGGGUCGGCUGUGGAGAAAUUGAGCACCGAGAUUGAAGCUUUUCUCCGUGCUAAAAGAAGCGCUAAGAAAAAGAGUGAUGUGGGCCCCACUUUCCGAAGAAGCUCUCUUGAAUCUAUACCGUUGAAUUUGGCUGUUAGCAGCGCCCCACGAGACAUGGAUGAUGAUGAUGAUGACUCGGCGAGUGGCGAUUCGAAUUGUUUCGAACUGGAGAAAGUUAGUGAAUUUGAAUCGGCUUUAAAAAAUCAACACGAUGAAAAUUCGAAGCAAAGGGAAGUGAAGAAAAAGCACGGAGAAAUUAUUACGGACCGUGUUGAAGAUGGACAAGAAAAACGCGAAGCGGACGAAGAUUGCGGGGUGGUUAGUAAUUCGAAUAAUAUGAUCAAGAAUUUAAUCAGAAAUCAUUAUUUGUUGUCUGAAAGUAAAGAAGAUUGUGGGCCCGCUUCUUCUUCUUCGGUGUGGAGGAGUCAGCCUAGUCCGGUACGACAGUGGACGGAGAAGCUUCCGUCGAACGUUCCAGAAACUUCCGGAGCCUCGGCUUCGAAAUUGCAUCCGGACUUGAAGGAGAAUACUUUGAAGGCUAAGCUGUUUGAAGCAAGAACGAGGGGUCAAAGGUUGCACUCGCGCGUAAAGGGUUCGAUUGUACUUUCUCGAAAUAAAUGAUUUUUUUUUUUUUUUCGGUAUGUUUGACACUCAGAACUUUUCUUUUCGCCUGAGAAAAUGGUCAUUGUUAAUAAUAAACUAGAGAAUUCUAUCUUUUGAUUCAACACAAUAUCAUCUGUAAUUAAUGUAAUGAAGCAUUCACAUUUCACAGUGUAAUUUUAUUA
Molecule: messenger RNA, 2299 nt
Organism: Erythranthe guttata (spotted monkey flower)
Lineage: Eukaryota; Viridiplantae; Streptophyta; Magnoliopsida; Lamiales; Phrymaceae
Source: RefSeq, a predicted model, not a curated record